CAACUGCUCUGCCAGGUACUUGGAGAAGAACAGACGUGCACUUAGAGAACCCAGAAUAUCACACCAGAUGGUAUUUCAAGUAUUUUUUAGGACAAGUCCAUCAGAAUUACAUUGGGAACGAUGCAGAGAAGAGCCCCUUCUUCUUGUCCGUGACCCUUUCUGAUCAAAAUAAUCAGCGUGUCCCUCAAUACCGUGCAAUUCUUUGGAGGAAAACAGGUACUCAGAAAAUAUGCCUUCCCUACAGUCCCACAAAAACGCUUUCUGUGAAGUCCAUCUUAAGUGCCAUGAAUCUGGAAAAAUUUGAGAAAGGUCCCAGGGAGAUUUUUCAUCCUGAAAUACAAAAGGACUUGCUGGUUCUUGAAGAACAAGAGGGCUCUGUGAAUUUCAAGUUUGGGGUUCUUUUUGCCAAAGACGGGCAGCUCACUGAUGAUGAGAUGUUCAGCAAUGAAAUUGGAAGUGAAGCUUUUCAAAAAUUUUUAAAUCUCCUGGGUGACAUAAUCACUCUAAAGGGCUGGACAGGCUACCGUGGCGGUCUGGACACCAAAAAUGACACCACAGGGAUACAUUCAGUUUAUACUAUAUACCAAGGGCACGAGAUCAUGUUUCAUGUUUCCACCAUGUUGCCAUAUUCCAAAGAGAACAAGCAGCAGGUGGAAAGGAAGCGCCACAUUGGAAACGAUAUUGUCACCAUCGUGUUCCAGGAAGGAGAGGAAUCUUCUCCUGCCUUUAAGCCUUCCAUGAUCCGUUCCCAUUUUACACAUAUUUUUGCCUUAGUGAGGUACGACCAACAAAAUGACAAUUACAGGCUGAAAAUAUUUUCAGAAGAAAGCGUACCACUCUUUGGCCCACCCUUGCCAUCCCCACCGGUGUUUACAGACCACCAGGAAUUCAGGGACUUUUUGCUAGUGAAAUUAAUUAAUGGUGAAAAAGCCACUUUGGAAACCCCAACAUUUGCCCAGAAACGUCGGCGUACGCUGGAUAUGUUGAUUCGAUCUUUAUACCAGGAUUUGAUGCCGGAUUUGCAUAAGAACAUGCUUAAUAGACGAUCUUUUAGUGAUGUCUUACCGGAGUCACCCAAGUCAGCACGGAAGAAAGAGGAGGCCCGCCAGGCAGAGUUUGUUAGAAUAGGGCAGGCACUAAAACUGAAAUCCAUUGUGAGAGGUGAUGCUCCAUCAAGCUUGGCAGCUUCAGGGAUCUGUAAAAAAGAGCCUUGGGAGCCCCAGUGUUUCUGCAGUAAUUUCCCUCACGAAGCCGUGUGUGCAGAUCCCUGGGGCCAGGCCUUGCUGGUUUCCACUGAUGCUGGCGUCUUGCUAGUGGAUGAUGACCUUCCGUCAGUGCCCGUGUUUGACAGAACACUGCCAGUGAAGCAGAUGCAUGUGCUCGAGACUCUGGACCUUCUGGUUCUCAGAGCAGACAAAGGAAAAGAUGCCCGCCUCUUUGUCUUCAGGUUGAGUGCUCUGCAAAAGGGCCUGGAGGGGAAACAGGCUGGGAAAGGCAGAUCUGACUGCAGGGAAAACAAGCUGGAGAAAACAAAAGGCUGCCACCUGUAUGCGAUUAACACUCACCACAGCAGAGAACUGAGGAUUGUGGUUGCAAUUCGGAAUAAACUGCUUCUGAUCACAAGGAAACACAACAAGCCAAGUGGAGGAACCAGCAUCUCAUUGUUGUCUCCUGUGUCAGAGUCACCUGUUGAAGAAUUCCAGUACAUCAGGGAGAUCUGUCUGUCCGACUCUCCUGCGGUGAUGACCUUAGUGGAUGGGCCAACUGAAGAGAGUGACAACCUCAUCUGUGUGGCUUAUCGACACCAAUUCGACAUGGUGAAUGAGAGCACGGGAGAGGCCUUCAGGCUGCACCACGUGGAGGCCAACAGGGUUAAUUUUGUUGCAGCUAUUGAUGUGUACGAAGAUGGAGAAGCUGGUCUGCUACUGUGUUACAACUACAGUUGCAUCUAUAAAAAGGUUUGCCCAUUUAAUGGUGGCUCUUUUUUGGUUCAACCCUCUGCGUCAGAUUUCCAGUUCUGUUGGAACCAGGCUCCUUAUGCAAUUGUCUGUGCUUUCCCGUACCUCCUGGCCUUCACCACCGACUCCAUGGAGAUCCGCCUGGUGGUGAACGGGAACCUGGUCCACACCGCAGUCGUGCCGCAGCUGCAGCUCGUGGCCUCCAGGUCGGAUAUAUACUUCACGGCAGCCGCGACUGUGCACGAGAACUCAUCUGGAGGCAGCUCCAAGGGGACAAGCGCUCAUAAUUCUCCUCAGACACCCCCAGGCCGAGAUACUCCAGUAUUUCCUUCUUCCCUGGGGGAAGGUGAAAUUCAGUCCAAAAAUUUGUACAAGAUUCCACUUAGAAAUCUCGUCGGCAGAAGCAUCGAGCGACCCCUGAAGUCGCCCUUAGUCUCCAAGGUCAUCACCCCACCCACAGCCAUUGGAGUGGGCCUCGCCGCCAUUCCCGUCACGCAUUCCUUGUCCCUGUCUCGCAUGGAGAUCAAAGAGAUAGCAAGCAGGACACGCAGGGAACUGCUGGGCCUCUUGGAUGAAGGUGGACCCAGGUCAGAAGGAACGCCAAAAGCCAAACCAAAAACCCGGAAGCGGUUAGAAGAAAAUCAAGGAGGCCCCAAGCCAGGGGCAGUGAGGUCAACUAGUAGUGACAGGAUCCCAUCAGGCUCCUUGGAAAGUCCGUCUACUUCUGAAGCCAAUCCCGAGGGGCGUGACCAUUCGACCAGCUCUGACCAGGACCCUGCGGCAGACAGAGAGGGCAGCCCGGUCCCGGGCAGCAGCCCCAUCCCGGGCAGCAGCCCCUUUCAGCUCCCAGCAUCCUCAGAUGAAGACAUUAUCGACUUGAAGUAACAGAGUCCAAAUCUCAUUUGCCAUUUUUCAUUUUCUUAUAAACGUUUAUACUCUUUAAACAGUUCCCACGUCACUUCUCAA
Molecule: messenger RNA, 2924 nt
Organism: Propithecus coquereli (Coquerel's sifaka)
Lineage: Eukaryota; Metazoa; Chordata; Mammalia; Primates; Indriidae
Gene: GARNL3
Product: GTPase activating Rap/RanGAP domain-like 3
Exons: 26
Coding region: 285-2843 (852 amino acids)
Biological process (GO): activation of GTPase activity; regulation of small GTPase mediated signal transduction
Cellular component (GO): cytoplasm
Molecular function (GO): GTPase activator activity
Source: RefSeq, a predicted model, not a curated record